This is a messenger RNA of Solea senegalensis (Senegalese sole), 6439 nucleotides long. RefSeq names its product citron Rho-interacting kinase. The coding region runs from base 155 to 5335 and encodes 1726 amino acids. Gene Ontology annotation, biological process: peptidyl-threonine phosphorylation; actomyosin structure organization. Gene Ontology annotation, cellular component: cytoplasm; cytoskeleton. Lineage: Eukaryota; Metazoa; Chordata; Actinopteri; Pleuronectiformes; Soleidae. The transcript has 41 exons. The record is from RefSeq and is a predicted model, not a curated record. Gene Ontology annotation, molecular function: protein serine/threonine kinase activity.
AUCUCUCUCUCUCUCUCUCUCUCCCUCCCUCUCUCCCCCUCCUCUCUCUCUCUUCCUCUCAGCUUCACUUUCUCCCCAGUAAGGAUGACAUCCCUGAAUUUGAUGAAGCAGCGCAGCGCACAUUCUGGCUGGUUGCUUCGGAGGGAAACCCCACAUGAACGCUUUUACUGGACGAGGAGGUGCCGCAUGUGAAGAAGACCAAGUAGAGGACCUGUCAGCUGUAGCAGUCUCUCUAUUAGAGACUGGAUCCAUCGACUGUCCAGAUAAGACCAGACUCAUUUGGAAGAAAAACACUCAUUUAAAACACGACGGAGCCAGAAUUGCCGAACACAUGUCACAGGUUGAGCAGGAGAUCUCGCUUGUCCAGAGGAAAAUGUCGGACCUUGAGUCAGUGCUGCAGCAGAAGGAUAUAGAGCUGAAGGCCUCAGAGACCCAGAGGACAAUCCUGGAACAGGACCUGGCCACCUAUAUCACAGAAUGCAGUAGUCUGAAGCGCAGUUUGGAACAGGCCCGUAUGGAGGUGUCACAGGAGGAUGACAAAGCGCUGCAGCUCCUCCAUGACAUCCGAGAACAGAGCAACAAGCUCCAAGAAAUCAAAGAGCAGGAAUAUCACGCCCAGCUGGAAGAGAUGAGAGUUACCAUCCGACAGCUGGAGGAGGACCUGUCUGCCGCCCGUCGCCGUAGCGACCUUUACGAGGCUGAGCUGAAAGACUCUCGUCAGAGCAGCGAGGAGCUGAAGAGGAAGGCUGCAGACUACCAGCACAGGAUGCAGAAGGCUAGAGAGCAGGGCAAAGCGGAAUUAGAGGAGGUGAUCGCCAGACUGGAGAAGACCAAUGCUGAGCAGCAGACAAAGAUUUAUGAACUCCAAGAGAAGCUCACCAAGGCGUCAAAGGGGAGUGCUGAGGCCGCAGACCUGCUUCAGAGUAUGAGAGUGGCCAAAGACCGCAUGGAGCGAGACCUCGAGAGACUACAGAACAAGGAAGACUCGAGUGACAGCUUGCGCAGACGCCUCCGUGAGACUGAGGAUGGCAGGAAGACUCUGGAGAACCAGGUGAAAAGACUGGAAAUUGUUGAGCGCCGUGAGACCAAACUGAAGGAUGAAAUUCAGAGCAAGGCCCAGCAGAUUCAGCAGAUGGCAGAUAAGAUUCUGGAGCUCGAGGAGAAUCUCAGAGAGACUCAGGCCACAGCCCAGCGGUUCGAGACUCAUCUAAAGCAGAAGGAAAGGCUCUAUGAGGACAAGAUAAAGGUGCUGGAAGCUCAGAUGAAGGCGGACAUGGCUGAUAAGGAGAUGCUGGAGUCCAGUCAGAGCAAGUAUGAGGAGGAGGUGCGGGAAAAGUGCAGCAUCAUCAGUGAACAGAAGGCGACCAUAAAUGCUAUGGACUCUAAGAUGAACAGCCUGGAGCAGAGGAUUGCUGAGCUGUCGGAGGCCAACAAACUGGCAGCCAACAGCAGCAUCUACACACAAAAAAACAUGAAAGCCCAGGAGGAAAUGAUCUCAGAGCUUCGCCAGCAGAAGUUCUACUUGGAGUCUCAGGCUGGGAAGCUGGAGGCCCAGAAUGCCAAACUGGAGGAGCAUCUAGAGAAAAUGAGUCAGCAGGAGCAAAGCAAUAAGAGCCGUGUGAUGGAGCUGGAAACAAGACUCAGAGAGAUGGGGCUGGAGCAUGAGGAACAGAAGCUGGAGAUCAAACGUCAGGUGACAGAGUUGACCCUGUCGCUGCAGGAGCGGGAAUCGCAGAUCAGCAACCUGCAGGCGGCUCGGCACGCUCUGGAGAACCAACUGCAGCACGCCAAGACUGAGCUGGAGGAGACCACUGCAGAAGCCGAGGAGGAGAUUACUGUGCUCAGAGCACACAGGGAUGAGAUACAACGCAAGUUUGAUACCUUGAGAGACAGCUGUGCGGUGAUCACAGAUCUGGAGGAGCAGUUGACCCGACUCACGGAGGAGAACGCUGAGCUGAACCGUCAGAACUUCUACUUGUCCAAGCAGCUGGACGAGGCUUCUGAUGAGAGAGAGGACCGGCUGCAGCUCGGCCAGGACGUGGACAGGCUGCGACGAGAGGUGGCCGACCGCGAGAUGCACCUUAACAACCAGAAACAGAACCUUGAGACGCUGAAGACCACGUGCACCAUGCUGGAGGAGCAGGUUCUGGAGCUAGAGACCCUGAACGACGAGCUGCUGGAGAAGGAGAGACAGUGGGAUGCCUGGAGGGCGACGCUGGAGGACGAGAAGAACCAGGCUGAGAGGAGGACCAGGGACAUCCAGAGACUGCUGGACACAGAGAAACAAAACAGGCUUCGCGCAGAGCAGCGCAGCUCCGAGUCUCGUCAGGCUGUGGACCAGGCAGUGAAGGAGCACAAAGCUGAGAUCCUGGCCCUGCAGCAGGCCCUCAAAGACCAGAAACUCAAAGCCGAGAGUCUCGCAGACACUCUGAAUGAUCUGGAGAAGAAGCACGCCAUGCUGGAGAUGAACGCCCGCAGUUUGCAGCAAAAGCUGGAGAGUGAGCGAGAUCUGAAGCAGAGACUGCUGGAUGAGCAAGAGAAGCUGCAGCAGCAGAUGGACGCCCAGAAAACCCACAUCUUCCGUCUGACCCAGGGACUGCAGGACGCGCUGGACCAGACUGACCUGCUGAAAACUGAGAGGACUGACCUGGAAUACCAGCUGGAGAAUAUCCAGCUCCACCUGCAGGCUGUGUACUCCCAUGAGAAGGUGAAAAUGGAGGGGACCAUCACACAGCAGACCAAGCUCAUAGACUUCCUCCAGGCCCAGGCCCACGGUGGCUCCAAGAAGAAGAAGGGCCUGUUUGGCCGUCGUCGUGAGGACCUGUUGGCUGCCAUGGCUGCUCAGGCUCAGGCUCAGGCUCAGGCUCAGAGUCAGGGCCAGGGCCAGGGCCAGGGCCAGAGUCAGGGCCAGGUGUCCCCCGUGCCUCCCAUCCAGCCAGUUCCCCUGCAGUACAGUGACAUGAAGGUGGCUCUGGACAAAGAACGGUCCCGCUGCACUGAGCUGGAAGAGGCUUUGCAGAAAAUGAGAGCAGAGUUGAGAACUCUGAGAGAGGAAGCACUCCAGUACAAAGACCAUGGUAACUCCCCGAUCCCGGCCCCAUCGCGGCAGCAGAUGAUCAUGUCCGCCAUGGUAAAGUCUCCUGAGCACCAGCAGGGGCCGACAAACCUGGCACCCGCCAGCUCUGGCCGCCGGAAGGAGACUGCCACACCUGAGGAAAGAAGGAGGGUCUCUUUUGAAAAGUACAGCCGUCGACUGAAGGACAGCCAGAGGGACAGAGACAGAGAGAGGGAGAGAGCGGUGCACCACAACACGCCGCACCGCUUCACAGUGGGACUCAACAUGAGAGCUGCCAAGUGCACCGUGUGCCUGGAUACUGUGCACUUCGGCCGCCAAGCUGCUACCUGCCUCGAGUGUCACGCCUUGUGCCACCCCAAGUGCUCCCCCUGCCUUCCAGCCACAUGUGGCAUGUCCAGUGACUGCUCGCUGCAUCUGUCUGACGGCUUGUGUCGGGACAAAGGCAGCUCUCCAGGACAGCAGCUCAAAGACGCCGGUGGACACAUGCACCUGGAAGGCUGGAUGAAACAGCCCAGGAAUGGGAAGCGAGGUCAAGGCUGGGAGAGGAAGUAUGUGGUCCUGGACGGGACUAAAGUGUCCAUCUACGAGAUAGAGCCCAGAGAAGAUUCAGUGAAGCCAGUGGAGGAGUUUGACUUGUGUCUGUCAGAUGGAGAGGUGAUGGUUCAUGGAGCUGUAGGAGCAUCUGAGCUUCCAAACACUGCCAAGUCAGACGUCCCUUACGUCCUGAAGCUUGAGUCUCGCUGUCACGCCCCCUGCUGGCCCGGACAGUCCAUUUACUUCCUGGCUCCCAGUUUCCCAGACAAACAGCGCUGGGUGGCCGUCAUAGAGUCUGUGGUGGCCAGUGGGCGAGCGUCCAGAGAGAAGGCCGAGGCAGACGCAGCAGCCGUGUCCAAAAGACUAAAGGUUCUGUCUCCUCUGGUCCAGAAGCUGUUGGGAAACUCUCUGCUGAAGCUGGAGGGAGAUGACAGGCUGGAUAUUAACUGCACUCUCCCUCUCACAGAUCAGAUUGUCCUGGUCGGCUCUGAAGAAGGUCUGUACGCGCUGAACGUCAUCAAGAACUCGCUGACUCACAUCCCCGGUCUGGGGUCCGUCUUUCAGAUCCACAUUAUCAAAGAGCAGGAGAAACUGCUGAUGAUUGUCGGGGACGAGAGGGCGCUGUGUCUGGUGGAGAUAAAGAGAGUAAAACAGUCUCUGGCUCAGUCGCACCUGCCCAGUCAGUCUGAACUGGCUCCUUACAUCUUUGAGACAGUGAAGGGUUGUCACCUGUUUGCUGCUGGGAGAGUCGACAAUGGUCCUUGUAUAUGUGCAGCGAUGCCGAACAAGAUCACCAUCCUGCGCUACAAUGAAAACCUCAACAAAUACUGUAUCCGUAAGGAGAUUGAAACUCUGGAGCCGUGCAGCUGCAUCCACCUGACCAGCUACAGCAUCAUCAUCGGAACCAACAAGUUCUAUGAGAUCGAAAUGAAGCAGUUUGUGCUCGAGGAGUUCUUGGACAAGAACGACAUGUCACUGGCCUCGGCCGUGUUCGCCGCCUCGUCUCACAGCUUCCCCAUCGCCAUCAUGCAGGUGGCCAGCGGCAUGCAGAAGGAAGAAUACCUGCUGUGUUUUCAUGAGUUUGGCGUGUUUGUGGACAGGUACGGAAGAAGAAGCCGCACUGAGGAAAUUAAGUGGAGCCGUCUGCCUUUGUCUUUUGCCUACAGAGAACCUUACCUGUUUGUCACCUACUUCAAUUCUCUGGAUGUCAUCGAGGUUCAGGGACAUGCUGCUUUGGGUCCCACAGUGCUGGCUCACCUGGACAUCCCCAGCCCUCGCUACCUGGGCCCAGCCAUCUCAUCCGGGGCCAUUUACCUGGCGUCAUCCUAUCAGAAUAAACUGCGGGUCAUCUGCUGUAAAGGGAGUCUGAUCCGAGAGUCUGGAGAGCUGCAGAGGAGCGGCUCCAGUCGAGGCAGUCCCACUAAGCGAGGCCCGCCCACCUACACUGAGCACAUCACCAAACGCUUGACCUCUGGCCCCGGCAGCCAUGACGGUUUGCAUCGAGAGCCCAGCACGCCGCAUCGCUACAGAGAGGGUCGCACUGAGUUCAGACGGGACAAAUCUCCCGCCCGACCGCUGGACAGAGAGAAGUCGCCCGGCAGAGUGCUGGACAGCCGCAGGGAGAGGUCACCCGGGAGAUUCGGGGACAGCAGCCGCCUCCAUGCUGGCUCUGUCCGAACGCAGCUCGCCCCUGUAAAUAAGGUGUGGGAUCAGUCGUCAGUGUGAACCCAGUUCUGCUGCAGACCGAGGUUUGGAGAGAAACCAGAGAAGACACUUGAUCCGCACACACACACACACGCACACACACACACAGACACACACACACACUGAGGCUGACUGACAGCUUCAUUGCUUGUACAUAGUGCAGUCUCACUUCCACUUUGAACAACACAUAUACCUGCACUGGGACGCGUCUCCUGCGACAUCCCCCGUUUUUCUGAGUGGUGUUUUCAGUAGAUUUGGUGGCAGGAAACCUACAGAUCAGGAGAAGCUACUUUAUAAAGUCUAUUCAAAGGUGUACAUAUAUAUAUCGCUGUGUGAGUUUUUAUAGAUAAAGGGAACAGUCGGCUGGUGAAGAAGCCAUGUCUAUAUUUUUUAAAAAAUGCAAAUCUGAAGAUGUUUCAGGGAAAAAUAAUGAGGUCAGUGGAAAAGGAACAUCCGAAGAUUGAAUCAGAAUGUGAACGAUCACAGUUCAGAGGAUCCAACCGUGAAGAGGAACUCCGAGGAAGCGACACUUUGCACACGAGAUUGGAUUUGAACAGGAGUUUAAGAACAGUCUCUGUCUUUGGAUGGAGCGUGUGGUCCUGCUGACUCCACAGCCUUUGAUAUGUUACCGCAUAUGAUUGCUUUACAGACAGUCGUCAUCAGCCAUACUUUGUAAAACAAUAAUUAAGCAAUGUUUUGCUCCAAGUGUUCCUUGUUUUGUUUUUUGGCAAACCUAAGAAGAAGAAACACGCAGCUCUGCCUCACAGUCAGGCCUCAGCUUUCUCUCUCUCUUCUGCUGCUGCUGCUGCUGCUGCUGCUGCUGAUUAUGGUACAGAUGUCCUGUUUCUGUGCAGUGCUAUGAAGUCUCGUAUCGUCAGAGGUUGUCACUUCUUAGUUUGGUUUCUCUGGAGCCAGUACAGCCUCCCCCCGUUCAUCACAUCAGUGAGCAUGACUAACGUAGAGCAGCACUCGUCGUUUCUUCAAUCUUGACUCGUUCUCUAGGUUGUUCUUUUCUGUCAUGAAUUCACUUGACUUUGCAUUCAAUUAAGUAGACGUCGAUGUUAGACAGUGUUGAUUUUUAAAGUUGUAAUCCAAGUUAUAUGCAUUAAACACAACUGAAAUGAC